Messenger RNA from Triplophysa rosa, 1098 nucleotides. It is a transcript of the gene chrac1, whose product is annotated as chromatin accessibility complex subunit 1. The transcript is spliced from 3 exons. The record is from RefSeq and is a predicted model, not a curated record. Gene Ontology annotation, molecular function: protein heterodimerization activity. Lineage: Eukaryota; Metazoa; Chordata; Actinopteri; Cypriniformes; Nemacheilidae. Bases 21 to 380 code for a protein of 119 amino acids. Gene Ontology annotation, cellular component: nucleus; CHRAC.
UCCUCUCGCGCACGCAGAACAUGUCCGAUGCAAACAUGGAGGAGAAAGUUGAACAAGCUACAAGUAGUAAAACUAUAUCUCUGCCUAUAUCGAGGGUGCGAUUAAUCAUGAAAAGUUCUCCUGAUGUGUCCUGUAUUAACCAGGACGCUCUUUUCCUGACAACAAAAGCAACGGAGCUUUUUGUCCAACACUUAGCUCUGUCUUCGUUUAAAAAUGGUUCGGGUAAAGAGACAAACACACUCUCGUACAGCGAUCUGGCUAACGUAGCAGAGGAGACGGAAACGUUUCAGUUUUUAACCGACAUCCUUCCAAAGAAAAUCUUGGCCAGAGAGUAUCUGAAGUCACUAGAAGAAAUGAAAAAAGAAGAUGGGAACCUGUAGUGAUGUUUCCACAAGUCAAAGGAAAUUCAUGUGAACUGGGUCUCACCACUUCCAUAAUACUUUUACAAAAGCAAUGGAUUAAACCUUAGGAUUUCAUUGUUUUAUGAAUUAGGACACAUUACCCAAAGACUUUUCUCACCUCGGAGUUUUAAUCCUACCAUAGUCAAUCUGUUACACUAAUGUUGUCUUGACCAAAAUGUAUAGUAGCCUCUGAAGAUUUACAAUCAAAGCACUCAGAAAAUACGCCAUACUAUGAUUUUUUGCAUGGUUAGGGAAGGGUCUUCAUCCAGCUGCAACAAUCCAUGCAUCCAUACAUUCAGCAUGUGUUGUUCAACCUUGUUCAUGUUCCUUCAAUUUAUAAAUGUAGCUUUGCUCAGGGUUUUCAUGGGCAUUAUAAUUUUGGCAUUUUAACCACUUACCUGCUGAAGUGAAAUAUAAAGUUGAUUUACGCACCGUAGAAUUUCAAUAAUAAAUCAGUAGUUCAUAUAUGAAGUUAGGUUUUGUCCCUUUAAAUCUGCAUUUAUUAAGAGCCCAUAAUAUGUAAACAUACAUGAGGUGCUAUUCUUCAGCUUGGUCAGGUGAAACUCAUCAUGACUGUUUUGUAUUUUUGAUGACACGUUUGUAUCUGAGAGCUUGAAGAUUUAUAUAGUGUUCUGUAUUGUAGUUAAAUGCUUGAACCGCUUUGUAUUUGAAUAAAUGCAUUUGCUUAUUGUUUGUA